Molecule: messenger RNA, 1838 nt
Organism: Linum trigynum
Lineage: Eukaryota; Viridiplantae; Streptophyta; Magnoliopsida; Malpighiales; Linaceae
Source: the annotation of a GenBank genome assembly
CCACACACACUCCACCCACUCAAACACUGCCUUGCCACUCUAUGCUUCGAAACAUGCACCUCUCAGCAGCCAUGAAGCUCCUACUCUCCCUUCUUGUUCUUCUUCUGGCAGUUUCAUCAGCAACCGUGGCUGCCCCUCCGCCGUCAUCUGUCAUCGUGGUCGGCGCUGGUUUAUCAGGAAUCGCAGCAGCGAAGACACUUCACGAUGCCGGGAUCAAGGACAUUGUAAUCCUGGAAGCAACCCCAAAGAUUGGAGGAAGGCUGUCCAAAGUGGCAUUUGCAGGAAAAACCAUGGAGGUUGGCGCUUGUUGGUAUUUCGGCGGCGGCCCACAGCACAACCCUCUCGUCGACAUUGCAAACUCCCUGAAGCUCAACACUUACCCUACCAACUUCGGCAACCUCUCUUCCAACACCUACAAACAACAAGGCGGAUUAUACCCAAAAGCAGAGGUUGAUGCAGCAUUGGGGGCAGGCGCAGCCAGAGCACAGUUCUGCACAAACCUCUCCACCACGCUCAACUCCAAUCCCAGAAGCGACCAAGACGUGUCCGUUAUGGGAGCUUACUUGCUCUACAAACAGGUGCCAGCGACGCCUCUCGAGAUGGUGGUGGAUUACUUCAACAACGAUUACAUAGAUGCACAGGCGCCACAGUUGACGAGCGUGAAGCACAAGUACCCAAGGCAUGAGCUUGUGGAUCACGGGGUUAACUUCAACUAUGUCAAGGACCCAAGAGGCUUUGAGAGCAUGGCUUAUCAUAUUGCUGAUCAGUUCUUGAAGAAAGGCGACCCUAGAUUGAAGCUGAAUAAGGUGGUGAGGGAGAUUAGCUAUUCCAAGAAAGGAGUGACUGUGAAAACAGAGGACGGCUCUGUUUUCGAGGCCAAAUUUGCUAUCCUCUCUGCCAGCUUGGGAGUUCUCCAGAGCAAUCUCAUUUCCUUCAAACCUGAGUUCCCGAUGUGGAAAAGAGUGGCGAUAUCGGAUUUCAGCAUGGCUACGUACACCAAGAUAUUCAUCAAGUUCCCUCACAAGUUCUGGCCCACUGGCCCUGGAACUGAGGUCUUCUUCUACGCACAUCAACACCAUGGAUAUUACCCCAUCUGGAAGCAUCUGGAGAAUGAGUAUCCUGGAUCGAACAUACUGUUUGUGACCGUGACUGGAGACGAAUCAAUCAGAAUAGAGAAGCAGUCGGAUGAAGCAACCAAGGCAGAAGCGAUGGAAGUUUUGAAGAAGAUGUUUGGGAAUAACAUUCCGAACCCAGAUGCUAUACUGGUUCCCAGAUGGUGGACCAACAGGUUCUUCAAGGGAAGCUAUGUCAACUGGCCGCCGCGCUAUAGCCACGAGCAGUUUCAGCAUCUGCAGGCGCCAGUUGGUCCUGUUUACUUCACUGGAGAACAUACAAGUGAGAAGUACAUGGGGUUUGCCACCGGUGCAUAUUUCUCGGGAAUUGAGAGUGCCAAUGAUGUGAUCAAAUGCCUCAACAGAAAAAUCUGCAGAGCGCAUUAGGAUGAUGGCGGUCAUUUGGACGAAAUAAUCAGCGAGUUGGUUUCUAGCUGAAGACCAGUUGAAAUUGUUUACUGAGUUGGGGUGCCAAGUGCCAACGGCAACCAGCCAGGCUUGUGUUUCCUUUUAUGGCCUGAGUAGACUUUUAUCCGAUGGUGUCCCCCUUGUUUUGUAAUAAUUAGAACAUUUCUGAUGCGAACCCUUUGAAUACGACAUGUUAUCUCCCUCGUGAGUGAAACUCUGAAAAUUCGGAUUCAAAUCAUUGCGGAUACCCGAAUCCGCCAUUGACAAACUACAUUGGUGGCUCUAGAAGUGUUGCAUUGAUAAACAGCAAAAUGUUUU